UGAGUCACAUUUCAUAUCCAUUGAUCUUGUUUAAUCUCCGAAUUUUCUAUGUAUUUCAUGGACGUUUCUUUUAUUGUGAAAUCCCUUCUUAUUUCAGGAAAGUUUAUUUUAUUGUGAAAUCAAGUUUAUGGGUGUUACCGUAAUGCCUAGUGUAAACACGAGACUCAAAAUAGCGCGGGGGCUGGCUGGGCUGCAGACUGAGUCUACCGCUGCAUCUGGUCAACUGUGAAUACUGACAACACACGGUGGACUGCGAUGAGGCUGAUCUACUGCUGCAGUUCUUUGCUCCUGCUCCUUCUCAUUCCCAUAGUUUGUCAAGCUGGAAACAUCUUGGUUGUUCCCAUGGAAGGCAGCCACUGGUUAAACAUGGAUAUUCUACUUAAAGCUCUGCACUCAAGAGGACACAAUAUAACCAUCCUGCGUACUAGCAGAAGCUGGUACAUUCCAGACAACUCCUCUGAUUACAGCAUUGUCACAGUCCAAACGGAGAAGAGCUUGGAUCAGGAAUUCAUCACAAAUAUCGUAUCUAUGGGCAUUGAAUAUGAGAGGGGGACUAUUUCCUUACCAACUUUUCUUCACAUGCAUGUAGUUUUGUUUGGCCAAAUGAUUGAACUUCACGAAACAGUGGGUGAAUUUGUAUCGAAAACUAUAGAUGACCAAGAGUUGGUGAGAAACCUGAAAGACAGCAAGUUUGACCUGUUACUCACUGACCCCUGCUGGGGAGGUGGAGUCAUUUUGGCCAAAUAUUUGAAUCUUCCUUUGGUUUACAACGUUCGCUGGCUGGUAGUUGGAGAAGCUCAUCUUGCUAUUGCUCCUUCACCUAUAUCAUAUGUUCCCAUAACAGGAUCUGGCAACACUGAUAAAAUGAACAUUUUACAAAGAGUUAAAAACAUGGGCAUCUAUCUCUUAACCCAAACACAAUACCACUUGGUGGUUAAGCAAACUUACCAGAGGAUAUGUGACAAAUAUCUUGGGCCUGAUAUUGAAUAUCACCAGUUGGUGCUGAACGCAGACAUUUGGUUGAUGAGAACUGACUUUGUGUUUGAGUAUCCACGUCCAACUAUGCCUAAUGUUGUGUACAUGGGAGGGUUCCACUGUAGACCUGCAAAACCACUUCCUGAACACUUGGAGGAGUUUGUGCAGAGCUCUGGCGACCAUGGAGUCAUCAUCAUGUCUCUGGGGACUUUUGUGAGUCAACUUCCUGCUGACAUGACAAACGAAAUCGCUGCAGCUUUUGCCAAAUUACCUCAGAAAGUCAUCUGGAGGCAUAAAGGUGACAGACCAGCCACUCUGGGCAACAACACUUUACUAGUGGACUGGAUGCCACAGAAUGACCUCCUGGGACAUCCAAAGAUUAAACUGUUUGUGGCUCAUGGAGGAACCAAUGGAGUCCAAGAAGCUAUUUAUCAUGGAGUCCCAGUAGUGGGUCUACCUUUGUUCUUUGACCAGUACGACAACCUGCUCCGCCUGAAAGAGAGAGGAGGGGCUAAAAUUCUUACAUUAGCCACAGUGGACGAAGAGAACUUCCUGGAGAAUGUACAAGAAGUCCUGAAUGAGCCCUCCUACAGGAUGAACAUGCAGAGACUCUCCUGGCUGCACAGAGAUCAGCCAACAACACCACUGGAUAAAGCCCUCUUCUGGAUAGAGUUCGUCAUGAGGCACAAAGGUGCAGCUCAUCUGAGAACAGAAUCCUACAGACUGCCCUGGUAUUCCUACCACUCUGUAGAUGUAGUGUUGUUCCUGGUUGGAGCAGUGCUACUUGUGCUCUUAUUUAUUUUCAUCUUGAUGAGGUGUUUAUACGCGGCACUGUGUAAAUCUAAAGUGAAACGAGACUAAUUCAGGGGACUGAUAUCAGUGCAAAUGAUGACUUUGACAGCCAAACAAGGGUAGGAUUUGUACAGGCAGUUUGCAAUAUGCCUUUUCACUUAGUUUCAUAUUGAAGUAUGUGGUUUCAAUUUCUCAUAUAAUCAUGUAUUAACAUAUACUCUGUUUAAAUUGUGUUUCUGGUAUGUGGAAAAGACUGUUUACGAGAUGUAAUAAUUAGUUGAGCCUGGGGUAGAAAAGCAGAUGAGGGAAGUGUGGUUUAGAAGGGGUUAAUGAACAGCUGGUUUUAUUAGGGGUAGUAAGACAUUUGGGCAGGGAAGAAGGAUUCAGGGAGAUGAUGAGGCCAACAUUCUUGGUGACCUAGCCGCCUUGGCCUAUCUAUUUAAGAUGUCUUUUCUGUAUGAUCUGGGUAUUCAAACUUGUUAUAUUUGAAUGAUUAUUUGUUCAUUUCUCAAGGAAAACAAAGAUUUCCACCACACAGUAAAUUAGCUGUAUAACUAUUAUGAUCAUGACAAAGAUAGUACAAAUAAAAAAUUAGGGAAGAAUGUAAAUUUACUAAAAAACAAAACAAAUUCAUGCUUUGUAUAUAAAUGUGUGGGUUUUGGAGCCAUAUGUAUAUAUAUAUAUAUAUAUAUAUAUAUUUUUUUUUUUGUGAGUGUGACUGUGUGUGAGAUAAUUGUAUGUUGUUUUUUGUAUGUGCUCCUGUGAUGUUGUGCCACACCCUCUUCUGUAGCACACAUGUCACAGCCUGUUUUUUUUCAAAUGCAGAUAAUAGGGGCUGCAUUCCUGCAUUCAACAUGACUCAUCUGAGUGUGAUCAACAUGUUCUAAGAGGUAGAGUCAUGACCUCAAGUGUCUUUAAAUAUUCUUUGCUGCUUGUUAAUGCUCUUUUGUACUUUGCCAUUACUUCAAUUCUAAUAUAAAGUGUAAUGCAGGUAUGAGCAUGGUAAACACUUUUCCUAUGAAUUCAUGAGUUUUGCCCCAUUGCACCAUAAAGAGUAAAAGUCCCUGAAAGACACUUUCAGGAGAAAGGGUGUUCAAUGUCAUAAGUUGAGCAGAACUGUUGUCAGGAGUGAAGCAAAAAUUAAAAAUAAUGUCAUUUUCCAGCUCCACAUUCACACAAAUGUCACUCUUAGUUUCGCAUAGAUAACAACAUGUUGUCCUUUUUGAUUGCUAAAAGGUUUGUUCAUGUGUUAUUGAAAUUAUAGUUUGUGGUGCAAAUCUAAUGUUGUUCAAAGGAAAUUAAACUUGCAGUAUGAAUAAACGGAAACCUGUUUUUUUUUUAAACUUUUUUUUAUCUUAUUAGUAGCUGUGAUAAAGAAUGCCACACAGCAGUUGACAGAAUAUAGAGCACGGACUGCGCGAAAGCAAACCACAUACAAUAAGUUUCCUGUUGAUGACAUUGCAGUUCUGACAAGGAUCUCAUGUAACUGCCAUGAGGGUGGGACAAACGAAACCAGGAAGUGUUUUAUAGGAUCACCACUUUGACUGUUUUGAGGGAGUUGACAUUAGUGGAAAAAACUUUUUCACUGCAAGCUUUGGAAUUUAAAGACUGCUUUGGUUUCGGGGAAAAGGAUUGAACACAUUUAUGGUGAUAACAACACCUCGGCUCAGGGAGAUGAGGGUUUAACACGGAAUGACUGCAGAAAUCUUGGCAGUGAACAGCACUCUAAUUUCCUAAGAGGCGCCCAUUGUGCCAUGUCCUUGUGAGGGUAGGCAGAACGAGGUUUUGCAUACAAACAAAAAAAUCGCUGUCGCACUGAACAGGCUGCUCUGUCAUCCAUGUUUGUUUUUUUACAUUUCAGGAGUCACCGUUCUAGAAGAUUUGAAGAUGAUUCGGUCACUGACUCGCAUCAUGUCUCUUUUGGCUGUUAUUAUUCCUGCUGCCCACGGUG
Molecule: messenger RNA, 3718 nt
Organism: Scophthalmus maximus (turbot)
Lineage: Eukaryota; Metazoa; Chordata; Actinopteri; Pleuronectiformes; Scophthalmidae
Product: UDP-glucuronosyltransferase 2C1-like
Exons: 3
Coding region: 256-1836 (526 amino acids)
Molecular function (GO): UDP-glycosyltransferase activity
Source: RefSeq, a predicted model, not a curated record